GUUGCCUUCUGCCGAGUAAAGCACACGAGAAGCUCUCUUUUUUCCCUUCUUUUCCUUCAGAAUGGCAUUCAACUCAUCCCGUCCCAAACGCUCUACCCGCCGCCCCCUGAUCUGAAGCGCUGGCUAACCGAUUCUGACACAUCUGCAUACGGUACCCUGCACACGAAGAACACCCAAUUUGCCGGUUUCUACUCUCUCGUUCCAAGUGGCCGAUCCCCGAAUCCUGGUCACUUUCUGAACCCGGUUUGAUCGUCCAGGCACCCCCUGCGCCAUUUCCUGGGCACCUCGAUAAUCUCUCCCGCGGUCUGGACGUCCGGCCACUGCGAGGCUCGAAUUCACGAUCCCCGUUUCUGGUCCUUUGCGAAAGCUAAGGGUGCAGGAGAGCGCCCAUCUACGCAGCGGCCCGUAUAUCAAUAAUUCCUAGAGCGCAUCAAACUUGGUUUGGUUACCAUCCACUACCGCCAGCCUGACACUUUGCGGCUUUCACGUCGAACAUAGUAGCCACCUGCAGCGGAGUCUCCUGUCUCCAAUCUGCUUCAGCCCAAGCGCACGCACAGGAAGGAUAACCAUCCGGAUUUCCAAGCUAUUUCCUAGCUGCUUUCUGGAUCCCGAUCAGAUCCUUGUGCGACACGUUUCCGGGACCGCAUCGAAUUGAUCUUCAGGGCAGGAACUUUACCUGUCUGGACUACGCAAUCCUUACACCAUUGUUCUGAUCCCGACUCAACCAUCGUCACACAGCUCCUCCUUGGGUAUCGAGAAACUGUGGAUCGUGCAUGCUGAGAAGCAUGUCGUCCCGUCGGCGCUGCCCGUAGCCAAUACCCCAGACACGGGUGGCCUGGUCCUUUAGUGUCUCGAAAGCGUGUAGCAGUAGACCGACUUGAAGACGCCAUACCGCCAACGGGUGGAAAGGGCAUUUUUCCAGCCUCGCAGGUCACCGCCCUAGCCGCGGACACUAAUCUCAGUCCACCACCGAGCCCGACUUCGCGUCAAUUUUUCCGGAAACCGAGCGGCAUGGAACGGAUAUUUGCGCUGUCGCCCAAGCCCACGGCGGUGUUGGACAAAGAAUUGCGCAUCAUAGCGGCGUCUGACGCAUAUCAAAAACUAUUCAAUGCCGAUCCGGCUCUUGGCAAGAAUCUCUUCGACGUGGUCGGCAAAGUGCUUGCUCCUACGGACUAUGCGGUGAUUGUCAGACUUGUACAAGACGCGAUAGACACACGCAAACAACAAAGGUCAGAACCUUUGCUAGGAAGUACGCUCCCGGGCUAUUGGCGCAUCGAGAUCAUACCAAUAUACGAUGGUGAUGAGCUAUUGUACGUUGUCGCAGAAGGUCACGAUGCUACCGAAGAGGUGCAACGGCAGCUACAACAUUACGCUCAGCUGUCAGUCGCCGAGACGUAUCAGAUCCUCGUCAACACUCUUCGAGAUUACGCCGUAUUUAUGCUCGACCCCAGUGGCUGCAUAGCAACCUGGAACACAGGCGCCAUGCUCUUGAAACAAUACACCCAGGAUGAGAUCGUCGGCAGACAUUUUUCAACCUUCUACAGCGAAGAGGACCGGAGGGCUAAGAAACCGGAACGGGAACUGGAGAUAGCCUUGCGUGAUGGCAAGGUGGAAGACGAAGGAUGGCGCGUUAAAAAAGAUGGCUCACGGUUUUGGGCCAAUGUCAUCAUCACCCCUAUUUAUCGUGAUGGGGAACUCAGAGGCUUCAGUAAAAUCACAAGGGAUCUCACAGAACGAAAAGCAGCAGAGGCACGCUUGAUCGCCGCGUACGAGGAAGCAUCAAAGUUGAAGUCCGACUUCUUGGCUAACAUGAGUCAUGAGAUUCGAACGCCAAUGCAUGGCAUGCUGUCUGCACUAGGGCUCCUGAACGAGACCGGCCUGACGACGGAGCAGAAAGAACUCACUGAGAUCAUCGACGAAUCCGGCGCCGUACUUUUACAGGUCAUCAACGAUAUUCUCGACUAUUCGAAGUUGAGCUCGGGUUCUUUCUCAAUCAGCACGGACAUCAUGAAUGUUGCCGAUAUUGUCGCAGCUGUACGGCGAUGCUUCAACAUCGGUUCGAAAGCGGAUUUCAAGUUCGAGGUCGAGCUGGACCGUCGCUUGCCAACCUUCGCUCAUUGCGAUCCCCUACGCUAUAGACAAGUUGUCCAGAAUCUGGUAUCAAACGCCAUCAAGUUCACUGAGCGUGGUUACGUACGGGUCAAAGUGGUGGUUGCAGACGAAGAUGAAUCCUCGUAUAACAUAAGGACCGAAGUGAUUGACACAGGUAUCGGCGUGGCGGACGGGACCGAGAAUGUUUUAUUCACGCCGUUUGCUCAGUUGGACAACUCUUCUACCAAGAGAUACAAAGGCACCGGACUGGGUCUAUCGAUCUGCAAGAGCUUGGCGGAGUUGAUGGGUGGCACUAUUGGCUUUGCUCAAAAUCCAGAACAGCGAGGCAGCAUCUUCCAUUUCACCGUGAAGAUGAACAAAAUUGACGCAGCCCCUGUACCGCCGCGAGAUGUCACCUCGCCCGAUGUGAGUCUCAAAGAGUUGGCCCAACACAAACAUUUACUUCUAGUGGAAGACAACGCGAUCAACCAGACCAUCAUGGUGCGGCAAUUGCACGCAUUCGGCUUUGAAAAGGUAGAUGUGGCCGGCGAUGGAGCAGAAGCAGUCCACUUGAUCAAGUCAAAGCCGCUCACCUACAGCUUGGUUUUGAUGGAUAUCAGUAUGCCAGUGAUGGAUGGAGUCACCGCCACGAAACAGAUCCGGGCUCUCGGCCAUAAUGUCCCCAUCAUUGCCAUGACUGCAAACGCACUGAAAGGCGAUGAGGAAACAUAUCUUGCAGAAGGUAUGAACGACUAUGUGGCCAAACCAGUGGAGAAACGGGUGCUCACCCAAGCCCUGCUGCGAUGGUUGCGGUGACACUUGUGGCUGUGGUGGGACCAGAGCUUACCAAACAUUGCAUUUUUACAAGUCCUCCGCCUGCCAACAAGCAGAUUGCUACAACUCGGUGUGUUUUGCCGACAGUAACGGCGCUCUCGGGUGGUUCGCAGCAUAAAAGGGUCGAUCUUGCAAGGCAGCAUCGGCUUGGCUUGCAUGUUCUGGGAUCCCUGUCCCUGGUACAUGGAUGGACACUCUGCUAAACUUCACCACUGAAACUCUCGUCGUUCCAGCAUGUGCUGCUGCCUCACUUUCGUGCGUUCUCUAGAAACUGGAGAAAGACCGGAACAAUCAAGCAGGACUUAAGAGUGACAGAAUACUGCUUCGUGGGUGGGAAAGAGUGCAUGAAAGUAUCUGGCAAGCCCUACAGCCGGCGUGCGGUGCCCCCCUUGGUUGCACAGGGCAAUUUAAAAUAACCCGAACAGUGUGAGGAUCUUAACCAAGAAGAUCAUACUCCUGCUUAGCCAAGUCCCUCGAUGAAGUGAUGAGGGCGAUAUCGAGAGCAUUGCCGAAAGUAGUGCUACUGCCAUACCUGACACGGGAGGGAAAUAUCUGGUUAACACCCGGAUAUUGAAAUUUGUCAGGAGGCGGAUUUUUACGUUCUACUUAUGACAUGGAAGAGCCGUCGACAGUAGGCAUUUUGAGCGUCGCCAACUUCAUACUUUACUCCAUUCGCCCACAAUUAAUUCCAGGAGUCCUAAUCCCUGGCACCUGGCCACGAGUGACGUUCUAGUUCAAAACUUGGUUCUUUGCUCCUGUCGCCUCACCAAUCAGCUGUAAUGAUGCUUUGCUGAAUAAUUGGUGACAUGAGCACCAGCCAAGCCUGAUUUGCUUCUAUUACCCAAGCCUGAAGCUAUCCGGGCUGGU
Messenger RNA from Exophiala xenobiotica, 3792 nucleotides. RefSeq lists its product as uncharacterized. The record is from RefSeq and is a predicted model, not a curated record. NCBI's taxonomy places the organism in Eukaryota, Fungi, Ascomycota, Eurotiomycetes, Chaetothyriales, Herpotrichiellaceae. Gene Ontology annotation, molecular function: phosphorelay sensor kinase activity. The transcript is spliced from 2 exons. Gene Ontology annotation, biological process: phosphorylation; phosphorelay signal transduction system. Bases 1012 to 2907 code for a protein of 631 amino acids.